Wyeomyia smithii (pitcher-plant mosquito) is the source of this 13096-nucleotide messenger RNA. Its product is annotated as upstream stimulatory factor 2-like. The record is from RefSeq and is a predicted model, not a curated record. The transcript has 6 exons. Gene Ontology annotation, molecular function: RNA polymerase II cis-regulatory region sequence-specific DNA binding; protein dimerization activity; DNA-binding transcription factor activity, RNA polymerase II-specific. NCBI's taxonomy places the organism in Eukaryota, Metazoa, Arthropoda, Insecta, Diptera, Culicidae. Gene Ontology annotation, biological process: regulation of transcription by RNA polymerase II. Bases 734 to 1486 code for a protein of 250 amino acids.
UCGCGCUGUAAACAUCGUACGGUGUUUUGGGCUCCUCAAACGAAGGAAACAAAAAUUCUGAAUCGUUUGUUAAGUUACGUUUUGUUGUUAGUUUUGUGUUAAUUAGUUUUAUGUCGUUUCGCCAAGGGGCUCCUCCGGUCGAUUUGAGUUACUCUGUCCGGCAUUCGUUCGUAGGAUUGUAAAUAAGUUGCACGCGGUUGAAGUGAUUGUAAUUCCACUUGAACGAGAAAUUUGGAUUGGAUAUUUACAGUGAAACUGCAUUACAUCUGGCAGCACCGGUUUUUUAUGGCAAAAAUACUCUCAACAAUUGUUGUGCACACUGCCUGCGCCUGCUGCUGUCAUUCUGACCUUGUUUGUUUUGAACCAGAAUUCGCGAAUCGACACACAAAACGACACGCUGAAUGAAUGUGCGUUCGAUUUCGGGGGGAGACACCAAGAAAGAGAGAGGUAGAGAGAGAGAGCGAGCGAGAGUGAGCAUUUUCCGGAGUAAAUCGGAGCGGAUUUGACACUCACCACGGGAAUACAGCGAAGGGAGAACGUUAUCCCGUACGCACCAGAAAGGAUAGUUCUCUGAAAGGAGCAGGAAAAGGAAAGAAAAAAAACGCAAAGAAGUGUUUCACUGCACAUAAACGGAGCUCAAGUGUUAUUUAGUGUUUAUAUAGUAAAAAUCAGCAAUUUAUAGUGAGACAAUAGUUGUUCGUUGGAUCCGGGUGCACAUCCAACGCAAUUCAAGAUGAAUAAGCUAGACUACGAUGUAGAUUGCUUAGAAAUAAGUGACGACCUGAUAAGCAUGGCCGAGGACAAUACACUAGGUGACUUCUCACAUAUCGACGACGAGCUGCAGUUUGUGAAAAAUGACGGAAUGCUAGCACUAAGAUUAAUUCAAGUGGCAGAUAGUUUAGACUCACCCAAUUUUAUCACAGGAUCACCAGCUAAUUCCUACCCAACGUUAACCAACUCCAACAGCGAUCCUAAUCAAUGCUCAUUUUUUGUGCUUAAGAAAAACAACGACAACGUGAAGCAAAGCAGACCUGCCGUCAACAUCAGCAGAACGGGCCCAAGGCCCGUGGACUGCGCCAGUGACACAAACCUGAAUAGAAAGCAACGCGAUGACCGACGGCGGGCGAACCACAACGAAAUCGAACGGAGGCGGCGAGACAAAAUCAACAACUGGAUCCACGAGCUGAACAAGAUUAUCCCUGCGGAGCACAUGAACAGCCCCUCGCAGGACCCGCAGGCGAACAAACAGAACGGCGGAACCGGUGAUAAUCUGUCUAAGGGGGGCAUCCUGGCAAAGGCUUGCGAGUACAUUACCCGGCUGAAAGACACCAGCGAUAAGCUGACCGAGUGCCUUGCCGAAAAGGAUCAGAUCCUGCUGGAGAACCUGCAGCUGAAGGAGAGCAUCAACCAGCUGCUCGCGGAGAACAAACGGUUACAGUCCGAGCUGCAGUUUGCCCUCGCCACGAACGUCAAGAUUGAGUCGUAGCCAUCGUCUAAAAGUCAUUAUCACGUUAUCAUAGUUUAGAGAACUAAAACAAGAGAUAAAAAAAAGGAACUACUGAGUAGGUAUUAGCGCCAUUUGAACGAAAGUGAGAGAGUGAGACAAUUAGCCGCUGUGUGAUGGUGCUGUGUUCGGAACGCUGUGCGAUCGAUAGAAACACAAGCACACACACACGCACAAACAGACCCGCGUGCAAGUAAACAAAACAAACAAAAAUCAGAAACACACACAGAGAAUCAGUAAUGUAAGUAUUCGUCAUUAUUAAUUAAUCGAUCAAUUUACCAUAUAGCGUUAUUUGUUGAACUAUUAUUGCACUGAGAAAAAAGCAAGAGAAGAAAAAAACCGAAAAAGUGUACAUAUUAACGGAACGAGACAAACAAUAGGCACGCGAGAACAAGGCGAAUGAAAAGCCCCUAUGCGAAAGGAAAACAUUGGUAAAAUGCCCGUAUUUCGGCAAAUAGUAAUAACCUACCCACAGAAUAAGAACGAGAAAUCAGAAAAUCGCUCAAACAAAUCCUCCCGCAUUACCCACUUAGAACUGUACAUAGGUACCUAACCACACACAGACUCAUGUAAACAUAAUCAAUUUUCCUAUCCCUUAAGAAUGCUUUUCGUUCGUUCCUGCCGUUCUUUCGUUCACUGUUUUUUGUUUCGCUGCGAAACCUCCUGCCUAAGUUUAAUAUAGGUCCUGUUUAGUGCUUAAUGUUGUACGUAUUUAGUCUAGUAUCUCCGCGAUCGUCGUUGAUUUAUUCAUUGAAGUUUGAAAUGUUAAUUUUUUUUUUUUGUUACGACAAACUUCCGCGUCACCGUCGCCAACUGUCGUCGCACGCGUGUUGUGGCCAUCCAUUUAGUUUAACCUUGUUCAGAGCUGGGGACACGUUUUUGUUGAGGAGUUAAAUCCAGUUCAAGGGGGGUGAGGGUGGUAGAAGCAACGGAGGGAGGGGCACAUAUUCAUCCCCAAUUAGCGGGUUGAUGAUCGCACAAAAGCCUGCUCUCGGUUUCGGCAAACGAGAGCGGGGUUAACUCGGCGUUCGACGAAGUCGUCGUCGUCAACCGGCAACGCAAAGGUGCUAAUCUGCAGUUGUUUAGGUAGACUUAUUUUGACGAUCGAUGACGAUGGAUGAUGGCUACAGUGCAGGUAUUCCCUGGGGGUGCCAUGCGGAUGACCACUUUCGGUACGAGUGGGGUGAUAAUUGAUUCAUCCUCUCAAGAUAUGUCGAUCGGCGGUUUGUAAACAAUGGCUUAGCACACUGUGGUCGGGAAAUUUUCCACUCAAACUGUUCGAAUUGACUUAAAAAAAUGGAUUAUUUUAAAAUUCAAAUCAGAUGUAUUACUGGAUGACUCGACUUUUCAAUCAAAUUGCUUGUUUGCGAUGACCGGCAGUUGCUUCGAGCGAAGACCUCAAUAAACUUCAAUCGAUCGGAUUAAGUCUAUAAUCAAUUGUUACAAUUUGCAAGCAAUUAACGGUUAUGACGGAGAUGUUUAGUAAGUCUCUCACCCUAGACGUAGUAGGCCUUACACAAACACAUACAUACGCGGGGCGCAUCGAAGUGGGCGUCGUCGUUGUCUGUAGGAGACAGUUCUACAGAAUCGCAUGCCCGGCAGCGUCCAAAUUACGGGGAAAUACUAGAGAAAAAACGUGACGCCUGUCCUCCGCUCAAAUGAAGUGAUUAAGAUGCGGUGCGCUAUUGGAGAAAAAUAAUCUACAAUUCAACGCGAAAACCGGUGGAGGCCAGUAUGCAUUGUCCGGCCACAUUUGCACAAGCUGACAUUUACAGUGGAAUUACGAGGCAAAAGUUACCCCACAGCUUACUGGGAUUACACUUUUAACAAAGUACCGCCAACCCUGGAGCGGUGACAGUUCCGGUUAGUGCCAAAACAAUUGGCUUAAACUUUGUUAAAACCCCGUCAUGGUUUGCUUAUUUUCAAUUAAACUACCUUUGGUGGUUGAUAAGAUAAAGCUGUUUUCUCUAAAAAUACCCCUCGAACGAUAAGCGUGAUGUGAAAUCCGUUGUAUCUAUUAAAGCUUUAACCGAACUCAUUUCCGUCGGGUUGCGCGGCUUAAUAAUCCCAAUAUCCGAUGGACGGCGGUUGCCAACAAAAAAAAAACUCGAGUUAGUAGCUGCGUACACACCUUCUGUGUACUGUACUACUAUCAAGUGCUUCAGUCAAGUCAUGAAAACAAUCUUUCUUCAGAUACCGCGCCCAAGUGUACUUGUGAUAAGACACAAACCGACCUGUCGUCACGGCUCGGCACGCAAGUCAUAUGAAACGCAACGUAACGACUGAUCCGAUAAACAUUGUCCCCGAUCAAUAAUAUUUGGUGAUAAAAUUUGAACUAAUAUUCGAAUUAUUCAUUUUUGAAAUGCUUUUCCCUAUAAAAUCUUCCCUACUAAAAUGAGACGCGGGAGAUGAACGCUUGCUCGAAGGUUAGCCAGAAGAAUGUCCCCCUCCUGGUCUUACACAAUAAUGGCGAGCUUGGAGCAUGAUAAUGAUGAAAGAUGAUGGGGUGUAUACAAACGCAGUCUUCUCGCAGAUAAGUUUCGGGGGCAUUGUCAAGUCGGUUGAUUGUAAAUUAGGCCGCUGAAGAAUAGGAUCUGUGUUAUCAAAUCAAAAGCGAUGACGGAUAAGGUCGCAGAAGGCGAGAUUUUUUCGUGGCGUACCAACCACACCAUUUAGGAUGUGUCUGAUUUUGGGUGAAUGAUUUUUUUCUAAGUUCUCUUUGAGGUUAUUUUUCGAUGCUGUUUUCCUGUAGCUACAAUUUUAUUCAUUCAUAACUGAAGUUCACUCGCAACGAAGUGUUUAUAUACGAUUAUCGAAGACCAUUGUUCUGAAAGAUAAAGAGAAUUGUUGUUUAUCUGUUAUUGGUUAACAUUGUUUCCGUGUUUAUUAUUGAACACAUGUUUUGAUUCAGAAAAUGUUUUUUGAAAUAUUUUGAAAGCUGACCUCACCUCCUCGAUGCAAACGUCGCCUACCGUGACUGACAAUUCAACAGAUCUGACGUAGUUCCAGCAGUUGUUCGUUAAUUCGUUUAUGACAGUAGAUUACUUAGUCGCAAGGGUGGCGAUAAUGCGAAAUUGUGUAUUUUAUGUCUUUACUUUUUUCCAUUUAUCUCGCAAAAGGCGUCAACGUCAACCAGCGAGUUGUUUUUUAGUAAAACGAAUAAAAAUAAAAACAUAUUUUUAAUCUAUUUCAUGUGCCAUAAAAAAUUAAUCAUAGAAAGAUAUUUAACAGUGGUUAGAACAAUAAGAAUAACAUUGAAUUCUAGCGGUGCCAUAACCGAAUAACCAAAAUUGAAGACGGUAAUGUGAAUUUAUACUUUGACCAAGUAAUAAAAAUUCAUCAUAACGGUAAUAUAAAAAAUUUUAGAAUAAUUAAUUAUAAAUUCUUUUUUCAAUAUAAAAACUUCUUUUUCACUUUUUUUCAAUUAGGCGUAUACUGUUACUAAGUGAAUUAGAGGGCAGUGCCAACGGUUAUUUUCGUUACGCAGUCACGCCUUAUUUGGAAGCAUGUACAAUUCCUUUCAACCGCAAUGCAAUGGUUGCUGCGAUGUAUCCUCGAAACUCUAUCAGACAAAACGGUCUGUUGAGAGAUGUGCGGAUUAUUUUCGGGUUUUCGAUCCAAAAGAAACACGUCUGGAAUAAUUUAUCUCAAUUUUUUUUUAUUAUUAUUAGGUACAGGAAAUCGAUGUCAUUUUUUACCUAUAACAACUUUGCUCCAUUUGUCAUAGUGCGAAUUCUUCAACUGCAGCCUCCAAAUACUAAGCUCUGAACGUUGAAUUCUAAAAUAUAAAUUCUCAUCUCCAGAAUCAAAAUUCAUGCUCUGAGCUCUUCUGAUUGAUGUUAUAAACUAAACCCUGAAUUCUAUUUUCUAGACUUAAGACUUUCAAAGAAGCUCAAAGGCUAACCUCCAAAAACCAAAAUUCGAACUCCAAAUUGUGUAGUCUAAGUCUAGAACUACUUUUCAACACAAGAAAUAUGACAAAUUUGUGUUUUUACACAACUUUUUCAUGUCAAUAUUUGGCGACUCAUGAAAAAUUUUAACUUCGAAGAGAUUCGCACUAUCGAAAGGCCCUGAGUAUCUGCUUCACAACGCCGAGAUCAACAGUGAAAUUUUGCACCUUCUUUCGCUGUGGAAAAACCAAUUGCAAUUUCUUGCCAAGCUUCGUCAGGUAUUUCUUUUCGCAACAUGUACUUCGGUAUACCUUGUGAAAUGACUACUGCACAUCCUGCAAACUUUUGAAUAUAUUUAUCCUUGUUCCGGUCCAUAUACGGCCAUCACACUUUCUCUCUAAGAGUCCGCCGCAUAGUAACUAUUCCUGGAUGUUCGCAAUUAGCCAAUUCCAAUGCUCCUUUUAGUUUUGAAGGAGGGAUAAUCCUAUCGUCCCUAACCAAUUUCUGGCUGAACAACGUUCAGAAGAACCGUCAUACUUCCAGAAACCCAAAGUCCACAAUCCUUUCAGCCGCGGCUGCUGGUUUUCUCGUACUUUUCACUUCUGGCAUAGUUUUCACUUUGAAAUUUUCGGUUCCACGUCUGUUUGACUACGGAAACACCAGAGGCAUCACAUUCAAGCUUAAAUGAGUGCCCUUUUUGGAUUCAUAAGGAUUUCUCGAUUAAUAUGUAUUAAUAUGUAAUUCUCGAUAAUAAACGACUCUUCGAAGGAUCAGUAGUUCAACCAUCUUGUUUCACUUGUCGACGAAAAAGUUAUGCGGACGCCUGUAGGAACUCGUAUGACUUAGCCAUUCUCCCUAAUCGCGGCGAAGAUCUGACGUAUCAACGGCUUCGGUGAAAGGUUCCAGAGGGCAAUGCUUAUCGAGAUCCAUCUGAAAUAAACAUGUGUAAAAAUUCAAAAUUCAACCGAUGAACGAUAAACGAUUGAAUUCUGCAUCUCGACUUAAAUUUUGAUAUACAACUUGGGAAUAUUAAAUUUUCAAUCCUUUCUGCGAUUCAUUUCUCCAUCUCGUUACCUGUUGCUACUUUUUCUUUUACACUUCAAAAUAGUUCGCUACCUUUUGCCGCAAUUCGGCCUCCACCAGAGCCUGACAAAGUCAUUUUCAAUUGACAAUUAUCAGGUUAUAAUGACACUUUGACCCGUCGCUUUCAAUUGAAAAGCUUUUGUAUAAUUUUUGAGCACUUCGUGAGUCACAUGACACCCAGUCGAAAGCUUUUGCUGUGAUUCUGACAACUGAAGGGCUUGAAAUUGAUACGAACGCUUUUCAAUUGAAAGCGGAGAUUAUCACCGUCACUCUCAAAUGACGAUUCUCAAUUGAAAAUGGCAAUGAGCGCUGACGGAGACAGAAGGCGAAAGAGGGAGGAAAUAUUGAUCGAAACUUGCGUAACGUAUUUAUUGGAUGCCAUUGCCGUUCUAACUACGGCUUGCGGUAUUAGAAAACUACCAUCAAACGACGCGAUGCGGUGCUAAUUUCAAUUGAGACGCUGAAGGAAAGGAAAAAGUCUCUCUCUCCGUCGAUUGAAAUAGUCAUUAGUUUCAUUUGAAAUUAUCCGAAAGAAGAAAGAGGGAAAGAGAGAAAGAAGUGAUUCGUUGACAGUAACCUAAAGGAAUCAAGUGAAAAUGAAACUGUUCGAAUCGAAAUGACAGCGCGAAUAUAUCAGUUUCAUUGUUUUGUUUCGAAAAUGUAGAGCCCUGGCCUCCACUCCUUGAUCCUUGUUGCCAAACUUAUUCUAUUCAACUCCACAUCAAGUUGCUUGAGACUCUGGACGUUUAGGUGUCUCAUCCGUCUUUGCCACAACUCCAGGAGAUCCGAUCACUUUGUGACAUACAAAACAUUUUAACCUUCCUGUCACAGCUUGUACAGACCACCUUGUUGCUCUUCAAUCGCAACUCGCACUAGUUUUUCAUUUUCGUUGAUCAAAUUCGCAAAUCUUCGACACUGACAACAGGUUCAUUGUAACUUUGAUUAUGCUGGAUUCACCUCCUACGUCAGCUAAUAUAUUCAGAUCACGUUUCGAGGGUUCUCCAGUUCUUCAGAAUAGCGACACAUAAGGGACGAAGAUCCGGGGUCGAAAAUCCAAUCUUCCAUGAUCCGUUUUCCUCCGUUUGACACCAUGUUCGACUUCGGUGGUUUUUUCGACGCUUCAAAGCUCAUGAUCAUGAGUUCAUACGUAUUCGGCAGCCGCAUGAACAGGAUACUAGACAUCCAACGGUCAUUAACUUCAAAUCCGAUUGUAGCUAACUUGUCAUCCAAAGAUUGGAAAGGCUUCGACCGACUCACACUCCACAAGCUAGAUCCUGGUCAACUACCGAAGCAGUCCAAGUCCCCGGAUGUAACCGCUGUCCUCGUGGAAAGUCGCCUUUAGGCUAUUCCAUGCUUCCUUGGCGGUCGUUGCAUGCUAAGUUUAUUGGGUCGCAAAAGCUCGUUACGAUCGCUUCUUCGGUAGAUUGUCCGCGGGGAUCGCCUUCCCCACAAUUGAGCACCUUCUCGACCACUUCCACUUGAUUUGUCCCUUUUCAGACUAACGUUAUGUAGAAAAGGUAUACCACAAAAGAUCAAAGAGGUAUACCACAAAAAAUCAAAAUAAUGGUCGCAGUGGUCCAAAUCUUACAAAAAAAAAACGUUAUGUACAUUUAAAAUCUGGAAUAAUAUAAUGAUCUGUAUCUCGCCAACGGAUUGACAUAUAAAUGAGGUUAAUACAUCAAAACGAAGGUAAUUCACUGUAUUUGAAGAAAAGAAUAUCAAUACAAAUCAUUUCUCUGUGUUUCUAAUGAAAAUUCGCAUUUUCCUCCCAUCAAACGCUGCACACCUCCGGAGUCUAGGCACUUUUGUUUUACAUUUUGGUCAUCUGAGUCGCGUCUCGAGCUGUUUUUUUACUUUCUCUUAAGCGUCCGCUUUAUUAUUGCCCAAAAACUCUCGAUGGGCCGGAACUGCAGGCAGUAUGUUUUUUUUUUGGCAACGCGCCAAAUCUGGCCAAAACUUCACGGGACCUUCAUGGGCUUUAACGAAAGGUAAUACGCGAUUAUUCUUUCUUGUACAGCUUCGAAUCCAUAAGACCGUCACGAAUAGUGUAGUAUUUGCUCUGCAGCUGCAUAUCCCUUGCCAAAUCAUUAGUGUUUUGGCCAAUUUCUCCUUAAAAACAAACUUAAUCUUUCCAGGAAAUUUUCUCGUGCCAUCGCCAUGUAGAAUUUUUGGCCAGGAAGCUGUCCGAAAUUAAUUUGACGUAAGUUUCAUCGUUGAUGAGUAGGUAUUCGAGCUCGAGCUUUGGUGACGAAACUUUGCUCUGGUUCAACUUGCAGUCAUUGGUUCCACUACGACGCUUAUCUGGAGACAGUCGCUCCAUGCGCUUUCGCUCCCUGAAACUCUUUGAGCACAGAAUACACGGUUGAUUUGGCGUUUUUCAACGAUUUCGUGAUCUUUAUUUCGGACCACGUUGGAUUUUCAACGUGAGUGUGUAGAAUUUUUUCCCUCCUCUCGGCUUCCAUCUGGAAUAAUUUUCGACUCACUGCACGAAACACCGUGAAAUUUCUACCUCAGAAAGUGAGCGCCUAGAUAAACACAAUAAGUGAUUCCGGAUUCUAACUGGACAGAACUUUAUUAAUGAUUAAAUUCCAGACUGUUCAUCGGGAGGAAUCUUAUUCUUAAGGUUGCAAAAAGGUCUCGUUGGGUGCUUUCACUUUUGUGUACAACCCUUGGGCCGUGGCAUUUGAGAGUAGAGCGUUAGGCAUUACGUAAUUUGUAUAAGACGCCUCUAUCACUUUCGAAUAAAACUGUAAACUAAUUCUUCAUGUUUCCUUUUCUACUGGUUCCAGUGUAGAGAUGCUGUGCUGAUACUUCUCUCGUUCAUGUGUUUUCAAUAUUUUAUUGGCCGAUGUAAUAUAGCGAUCCGCAGAUAUCGGUUUUCGACAAAUGCUGAACUUCAGUGUAUCGUCUUCUUUUCUGGUUAUCAAUAAAUUCAGAAACUUAGUUUCCCGUCCACCUCCUUUUCUACGGUGAAUUUCGUGCCGAGUGUUGAGCAUGUUUAGAGUCUGUUCUAGACGGCGCUUCUUCAUCGGUGCGUUGCGUUCCACAGGCGAGGGAAAAACUUGUUGUUUUCUGCAUUGCCUUCAAAGUCGCUCAUAAACAGAUUCGCCAGAAGAUGCGAGAGUUAACUACCCAUACUCAACCCGAAAUUUUGCUUGUAGAACUUCCCUCUGAAUGCGGUGUUCGACUUAGCCUUUUGUGGUUCUUUCGACGCUUCAAGGCUCGAGAUCAUGAGAGUGUAGGUCUCCGAUAGUCCCAUCAAAAGGAUAAUAGGCAUCCGACGGUCAUUAACUUUAAAUCCGACUGCAGAUAACCUGUGUCGAGUUGUCAUCAGAAGAUCACUGUAGGCUUCGACUGACUCACACUCCACAAACUAGACCCCGGUCAACUGCCAAAUUGGCCAUGUUUUUGUCUUUUAUGAGCUUGAGAAUCGUUUUAAGAUGAUUCGAUGCUUCUUUUCUGCUCUUUCAAAUGUUUUGUCACUUUGUGGAUCAGACUCACUCUAUUUUUUUACACUUAUAUUUCCAAAUUGUGUCAUAUUUUGUGAAUUAAAAAUAAACCCAUUAGCUUGCAAUACAAGUUGAUUCAUUAGCCCUAAACGAUCGGUCUGUAAAUACGUGAAAUAUUAUAUAAAAAGCUAUUGUUUUUAAUGGUUUUAAAAUCCCCUUUAUACUGUACUCAAAAAUAGUGUGUGGCCAUAGUGGCAAUUGAACAAAACGCUUCAGUCGAGUGCGCAUCUCUUACUUCACAAGCUCUAACUUUAGGUUACAAAACGCAAACGAACUCUUCUGAUCAUAGUAACCGUAGAGAUGCAGUGCGUGAAAGUUCGCCUCGCGCAAUGACAAAUUUUUGUGAAAAACAAAACGAAAGUUCGAAAAAUUCAAUAGUGACAAAAGCUCCAAAGCCUGAUUUCCCAAGGCCACCAGAGCGUCUCCGGUGUGUGAACUCGAAUCCAUUCCGGGGAUGAUGAUACUUGACUAAAGUGGGCCACGUUUUGUGCACUUUUGUUCUUCUGUUCUUUCCCCGUAGCUAGUGAGUGGGCAAGUGGGGGGAGGAUGGGUUCAAUUACACUCAUUUAAUGUAUAUUACUCACUGAUAGCCGGAGCUUUCAUGUGAUGAUAAUGACGCGCCAGUAUAACAACAGGGCACCGUAAAAAUGAUUUUAAGCGAUUCUAUACAUUAUACAAGGUUGUGUGCUUUUUUUCUCUGCCUCUACUUUUCAUUUAUUAUCUGCUGCUGGUGCAGCAGUAAAAACGCAGCAAUAUUAUCAGAGUUGCAGCCUGAAAAGAAUAGGGCGAUUCAAUUAUCGUCUCCCAUAUGGAGGUCCGUCCGUCGUUGUUGUCGCUGCAAACGGAAACGGCGGGCUGCGGGCUCAUCAUCAGCUUCGAUUGUCUCGCGGGUCGGUUUGUCUGUUUAGAGUUUUCACCGCCCGUCAGAGCGUCACCAGCAGUAGCAGCAGCAGCCAGCACACGACAAUCAGAUAUGCGAGUUUUUCACGUGUUGCCCUUUGCAAAGCCUGUGGAACUGUGCGGGAUAUGAUUGAUUUGUGUUCGAGAAGAAAUAGCUCCAGGAGGGUAGGGGAGCAGAGGAGGGAAACACAGCGCACACGACAGUUAUGCUUGAUUAUCGAUGAAAAAUGAGCGACAUGCGAGUCAUGCUAUGCAUGCAUUGUGGGGGGAGGUUGGGAAAUGCGGAAAAUAUGGCUGUGGAGGCCGAUUCGAGUGAUGAGCCCUUGCAUCGCAAUCGAACAAUACUCGGAAAUUUCUGAUUCCAUCCGUUUGACAUUUGAUACCAUGCGAUAAUCCAAGUCAUCAUUGCAAUUAUUUUUUCUCCCCUUUUUCCACUUGGAUCAGAAACGAUUGAUUCUCAACAAGGUAAAACUAAUGUUUGCCAAUUAUAGAAGCAUUACGCGCUGGUUUGCCCUUUGACUAUAUUGCACAGUAGGCGCCGUUUGCAUUGGAAAACAAUAGACACCUCCUAAUCACAGUAGAGAGAAAACAAAGAUAGAAAAGAAAAGACAUAUCCCCCUCUCUCGGCGCUUUAGCGUGUAAGUGUCUUCGGAACAGUUUCCUGAUAUUUGUUAAAAAUGUUAUCAUUCUAAAAGAUGCCAAAAAGUUUAACACGCUAAAACGUCGAUAUAAGGAUCAUAGAUCGUCUAGUGAAAGUUUGGUCCCACUGUGCUUCAGUUUUUGGAUGUUAUUAGAAUUGUUUUCUAUUUUUGUGGCAAAAAUUUAAUUGGAAUUCGAUGUUGUUGCGAUAGAAUAAAUCAAAGACAGCUUCUACCCCCGCGUUUCCGUGCUCAAAAUUUUAUUCGUUUUUGUGUUAUCUUAUUAUUUGCUUGUUUCACCGGGGGAAGAAAGAAAAAUUCUCUUCUAAGACUAAUCGUUUUUCGUUACCAAUAAACAGUAUGGUUUUGUGCUAAAUCAUGUUGUUGAAUAUUAUACCGUAUAUUGUAGAAGAAACGAUAAUUAGGGUAAGCGCUAGGAGAAACACGGAAAAGAUUUUAGCAAAGACUAAAGAGAAAAAAUACCUAAAUAUAUAUAUAUAUGAAUGCGGAUAAAUGCAAUAAUAGUGUUAUUAUUUUAUUAAAUAAUUACCUACUAAUCGUAAGUAUUUUACUGAUAUAUCAAUAUUAUAUAUAUAAAGUAUUGGUUUAUGUACAAAAGUUGUGAACAAAACGUGCGAAACGCGAGGAGAGCAAGUUACUAUUGCAAUAAUAUUCAAAACAAAAGCAUAAAGCACGCAAAUCAAACGCGUGUAGGAAGUGAAUGAUCAUACUUAAAGAAACAAAAAAAAAGAAAAGCAAAUAAUACUGAAAAACCAACUGCUACUAAACAUAUUAUUACGGAAAUCUAAAAUAACGAAAUCAGAUACAAUAAUUAAAUUAUAGUUAUCAUUGAACUUUUCCAAAAGUUAUUAAAUUAUUGCUAUUACAUUAAAUAUACUUAAAAGAAGAAGAAGAAAAAAAGACAAAAUAUAUUAAUAUUUAUCAACCAACAAAUUGAAGCAGAAAUUUUACAGAACAAAAGCAAACAUUAUACACUAGUUGACAAAGAAGAGAGGAAAAAAACUACUCUGAAAUAAGCAAACAAAGUUAUAUCUUAAAUGUUGUUCAUUAAAACCGAAGAUCCCGAAAAAACGGUUAAAGAAAAAAAAACAAAAAAUAUUCGCAGAUAGAUUUCACCACAAGUUUUGAUAUUCAGUUACUUAUGAUACGUCUUGUAAUAAAUGUGUUUUUCUUAUUGAGAAAAAAAAAAUACCAACAAAAGGACAGUAAACAAAAAAAAAUAUCCACAUACCCAACGGCUGCCGCAAUAAGUUUGCGCUAACUCUAGCAGCAUUCGAACCUAAGCAAGCAAGCAUCAUAGUAACCAUCGAAAACAAGCGAAGUAACCCAACUUUACCCGUGUAUCGUAUAUUAGUGACUAUCAGCAUGUCCGAUAAUUAUGAUUCAAAUCCCAAUUGAGUGAAUCGAGCACACAAGCAACAGAAAAAGACAAACAGACUUAGUUGUAAUUUGCGAUCAUGCCCGUAGAGAGCUGCGAAUCAAAUCAAACCCAAUAAACUAUUGUGAGAGAAAAUAAAGAAGAAAAAAAAAACAAAUUAUAACGAUGAGAAA